GGAGCGAGAUGGCGCUGCACUUUGCAUGUUCGUUGCGGCUGUGCAGCUGGGGAGCCAAACGUUUGAGAAUUGCUGCCGCGGAAGCCCGGAGAGGCAUCAGUUUCAAACUGGAAGAAAAAACCGCCCACAGCAGCCUGGCACUCUUCAAAGGUGACACAGGUGUCAAAUAUGGCAUGGUGGGAUUGGAGCCCACCAAGGUAGCCCUGAAUGUUGAGCGCUUCCGGGACUGGGCAGUGGUGCUGGCAGACACAGCGGUCACCAGCGGCAGGCACUACUGGGAAGUGACAGUUAAGCGCUCCCAGCAAUUCCGGAUAGGAGUGGCAGAUGUGGAUAUAUCCCGGGAUAGCUGCAUCGGUGUUGAUGACCAUUCCUGGGUGUUCACUUACGCCCAGCGCAAGUGGCACACCAUGCUGGUCAAGGAGAAAACCCCAAUUGAGGGCAUCGGGCAGCCAGAGAAGGUGGGGCUGCUGCUGGACUAUGAGGCCCAGAGGCUGAGCCUGGUGGAUGUGAACCGGGUCGCUGUGGUCCACGUGCUACAGACAGAUUUCCGGGGUCCAGUAGUACCUGCCUUUGCCCUUUGGGAUGGAGAACUGCUGACCCACUCAGGGCUUGAGGUGCCUGAGGGUCUCUAGUAUGUCCGUCAUUGGAGCCCCUAAUCAUGUUCUUGAUUUGUCUUCUGCUGAAAGUGUCUGAAGCCUUUUUAUUUUGCCUGUAGCUCCCAAUUCACUGUUGGGUCCUCUGUGCAGUAUCUUAACCAUCUUCCUCUCCCCUACCCCAUGAAAGCUAGGCAUACGUAGCCACCACCACCCCCUGCACCCCAAACUAUGCCAGUUUCCUAGCUUACCAUGGAUGUGCUUUCCCUGACUUGCUUCCUUCAGCCCUUCUGCCUCCCUGUGCCUAGACCUUCUGACUGUAUUC
Trichechus manatus latirostris (Florida manatee) is the source of this 918-nucleotide messenger RNA. RefSeq names its product SPRY domain containing 4 (gene SPRYD4). Gene Ontology annotation, molecular function: protein binding. The transcript has 2 exons. The record is from RefSeq and is a predicted model, not a curated record. Bases 9 to 632 code for a protein of 207 amino acids. NCBI's taxonomy places the organism in Eukaryota, Metazoa, Chordata, Mammalia, Sirenia, Trichechidae.